Messenger RNA from Paramecium sonneborni, 587 nucleotides. The record is from the annotation of a GenBank genome assembly. NCBI's taxonomy places the organism in Eukaryota, Ciliophora, Oligohymenophorea, Peniculida, Parameciidae.
AUGUUAAUCUUUACUGGAUAGAAAUUAAAAGACUUAUCUGAACAUACUCAAGAGUCUUAAUCAAAUAUUAAGCAUUUAGAUAUUUUGGUAAAACCUUUUUAUAACUUUAGAGUAAUCUAUUAAUUUUAGGAAAAGAUUUUCAUAUGUUUCCUAAUUUGGAGACUUUAAUUAUUGAUAAUAAUUAUUUUUUUUAGAUUAGAUGAUUUUCCUAUAUUACCUAAUUUGAUUACUUUUAGUGCAAAUAAAAAUUCAUUCAAUAAUUUUGAUAUGUAAUUUAAUAUUUUAUCUAAGGUUCAUAGAACAAUGCUAAGAAAUUUUCCUAAGUUAAAACAUCUCAGUUUAAUAAAAAAUCCCAUGUGUUCUAAGUUUACUUAAGGAGAAGAGGAAUAUAUUAAGUAUAUAAAAUCAUAAUUCAAUAGAUAUCGAAUUAAAUUCAUUUAAGAACUUCAGUUAUUAAAAAACUUAAAUGGUACACCUAUUAAUCUAGAAGAAGCAAAUCCUAAUUUUCGGAAACUAAAAUAAUAAAUUGAAUAAUAGUAAAUUGAUAAUGUAUUAAAUAUUUAUAAUUGUUUGUAGAAUAUUAAUGA